Molecule: messenger RNA, 826 nt
Organism: Carlito syrichta (Philippine tarsier)
Lineage: Eukaryota; Metazoa; Chordata; Mammalia; Primates; Tarsiidae
Gene: MRPL17
Product: mitochondrial ribosomal protein L17
Exons: 3
Coding region: 108-638 (176 amino acids)
Biological process (GO): translation
Cellular component (GO): ribosome; mitochondrial large ribosomal subunit
Molecular function (GO): structural constituent of ribosome
Source: RefSeq, a predicted model, not a curated record
ACCACGCGCGAAGCAACGGCGCAUGCGUCCGCUGAAAUUGCCUCUGCCCGGGCUCUCCGCCAGAGUUUCCAGUUCCGGCCUCCAAGGGGCAGGCAGAAGCCGGGAAUAUGCGGCUGUCGGUCGCCGCCGCCAUCUCUCAUGGCCGCGUAUUUCGCCGUCUGGGCCUUGGUCCGGAGUCCCGCAUCCACCUUCUGCGGAACUUGCUCACGGGUCUGGUGCGGCACGAACGCAUCGAGGCGUCGUGGGCGCGUGUGGACGAGAUGAGGGGCUACGCCGAAAAGCUCAUUGACUAUGGAAAGCUGGGAGACACCAACGAAAGAGCCAUGCGCAUGGCUGACUUCUGGCUCACGGAGAAGGACUUGAUCCCAAAGCUGUUUCAAGUACUGGCCCCUCGUUACCAAGGUCAGAAUGGGGGCUACACAAGAAUGCUGCAGAUCCCAAAUCGGAAUGCGCAGGAUCGAGCAAAAAUGGCAGUGAUCGAGUAUAAAGGGAACUGCCUCCCACCCUUGCCUCUGCCUCGGAGAGACAGCAACCUUACACUACUCAACCAGCUGCUGCAAGGACUACAGCAGGACCUCAGCCAGAACCAGGCAGCAAGCAUCUACAACUCCCACACAGCUCAAACAUCAGGGCUUUAAUUGGAUCUGCAGGGUCUGUGACCCUCAUCAGUGCCUAUGAUCACAGGCCUUUGAAGCUCCUUUAAUCUUUAAGAAGACCUGGAGAUAGAGCUGUAAAAUUGAUAGUCUUGAUGGGGCCAAAAACCCUCUGGGAAGCCAGAUGAUCAUCUUUUUGCAGAAUAGAUAAAAUUCUUUAUCUGAGUCUAUAU